Molecule: messenger RNA, 1354 nt
Organism: Carassius gibelio (silver crucian carp)
Lineage: Eukaryota; Metazoa; Chordata; Actinopteri; Cypriniformes; Cyprinidae
Exons: 3
Coding region: 317-1102 (261 amino acids)
Source: RefSeq, a predicted model, not a curated record
UGCUGUUUGCUGUUGACGGCUGUACUGCGUUUGAGCUCCGUCACUAUAUUCUUUUCAUUGACUAUUUUUAACUUAAAAAUCAAUUUUAUACAUCAUUGUUUCCGUUUAUAUAACGCGUGAAUAUAUCCUCUAUUGUAUUCUACAACAAAAACAAUCAGAGCGCCUCGCUAUCACUAGUUUUAUUUUGAUCUCCCGGGUCCGCUAUUAGCUUUUAGCCAGUUAGCAUCAGCAAGCGUGUUUGCUGCUAACUGCGCUUACAUUGCUAAUACUCUAUUCUCACACAUUACCACUGCUGUACUCACUGUUACUUGCUUUAAUGGCGGAUGAAUGUCUCCACUCUGUGCAGCUCGAGCUCGAGGCCGUGGGGAAGCAGAUUCGCGACCUGGAACAGAGGCAGGCCAAGCUGAGAGAGCGGAGAGCCGCGCUGGAAUCAUCCCGGGCUGACGCUCACAAGUCCGGGGUAAGUAUACAGCGUGCUGUUAACAGUCCCACCACGUCUACUCCGUGUGUUUCUCUGCGCAGGCCCGGUGCACCCAGGACGCGAUCUUCCCAGAUGUCCUUCACUGCGACGCCGGGACACCACGGACCCUGGGUGCAUCCACAGCGGAGGACGCGAGCCGGGUCCCGGGCGACUACUUCUCCCCCUCCUGCCUUCGAGCUCUCCAUCCAGAACCGCUUCGCUCCCCUCCGCGAGACAGGACGCGACGCUGUGAUCAUCGGAGACUCCAUCGUCCGACACGUAAGUGCUACGUUAGCCGAAGGUAAAGUGCACACUCAUUGUUUGCCUGGUGCUCGUGUUCUCGAUGUUUCUGCGCAGAUACCCGCGAUCCUGAAGGACGGCGAGAGCCCCAGAGCGGUCGUGCUUCACGCCGGGGUUAACGACACCACGCUGCGGCAGACGGAGACGCUGAAGAGGGACUUCAGGAGCCUGAUCGAGACGGUUCGCAGCACGACGCCCGCGGCGACGAUCGUCGUGUCAGGACCACUGCCCACGUAUCGACGAGGACACGAAAGACUGUUUCGCGCUGAUGGAUUACACCCCAGCAGAAUUGGAGCGGAGCUUCUCUCUGACAACAUCUCCAGGACACUUCGCUCCAUGUGACUAGAUUUACACAAGCUCCAGUCUGGAUCCAGAACACCUGAGAAGAGAUGAUGCUGACCCUCAGAGGACCCCAGAUGAUGCUGACCCUGAAUCAACAACAGAACUAACAAUUAUUGCUAAAUGUGUGACUGCAUCAUAUAAUAACUAUUAAUUACUAAUAUUGAUAGUUCAUCGUCUAGCUGACUACGUCUUGUAUUAUUAUUAUUUUUUUCUAAAAUCCUGUCAAACGUGCACAAACUACUAGCUACUACU